Linderina pennispora is the source of this 369-nucleotide messenger RNA. RefSeq names its product winged helix DNA-binding domain-containing protein. The record is from RefSeq and is a predicted model, not a curated record. The annotation marks the transcript as partial. The transcript has a single exon. Gene Ontology annotation, biological process: cell differentiation; anatomical structure morphogenesis; regulation of transcription by RNA polymerase II. Lineage: Eukaryota; Fungi; Kickxellomycota; Kickxellomycetes; Kickxellales; Kickxellaceae. Gene Ontology annotation, molecular function: DNA-binding transcription factor activity, RNA polymerase II-specific; RNA polymerase II cis-regulatory region sequence-specific DNA binding.
AUGAGUGCCUCCAACACCACGGUGCAUGACCACACUGCUGGCCCAAUCCACAGCCCUGGCACAGCGCUUGUAGCUGGAAUGGCAAAGAAGCGGCGGCGUCCGCCAUACUCGUACACUGCACUGAUUGCGCAGGCGAUUCUGAGUUCAGAGGACCAGAAGCUGACUCUGCGCGAAAUAUACGACAGCAUCAACGAGAUGUACCCAAAGAUAUGCGAUGGUCCAGAUAUUGGCUGGCAGAACACAAUCCGUCAUAACCUCAGUCUUAACCAGUGCUUCCAGCGCAUCCCGCGACAUCAGCUGCCACCAGAAUUGAGCGCCAAGCUGCGGGGAAAGGGUAGUUACUGGACCGUUGAUGUGGAGCUGAUGGAC